Molecule: messenger RNA, 1947 nt
Organism: Metarhizium album ARSEF 1941
Lineage: Eukaryota; Fungi; Ascomycota; Sordariomycetes; Hypocreales; Clavicipitaceae
Exons: 1
Coding region: 1-1947 (648 amino acids)
Source: RefSeq, a predicted model, not a curated record
AUGGCCUUUUGGACUUUUCCGUACAGGGCGGAGGCGGUCGAUGCGAACAGGGACCCGAGCAUCUAUUGGGAGGAUGUGAAUGGCGCCAGCACCGACGAUGUCCACAACGACCUUUUUGGCCAGUUCGUUGACUAUGAUGCCAAUGGUACAGUCACAAUGACCGCCAACAAUGACUUUAACACGGUGCCAGCCUCCAUGCCCGGCGUGGCAGGGUCGAUGCUCUUGAUGGGAGACCGUGCUGCCGCAACCUUGGAAAGCGCCGUCUCAUCCUGCGUCUCGUCUGCUGAUGAGUUCGACUUUCUCUCCUACAGCUCCCGCAUUGGCGCAACUGCCUCGGCUGCCAGUCACGAAAUAGACCCAAAAGACCUCGCGCUAAGCGCCGACGACCUGGGUCAUGCGUCUCAGCAGCCCUUUGAGCAUCUCGGCAGAGCAUCCAUGUCCGAGGCAGACCUGAGCAGACUCGAGAGCAUUUCUCUCCAUUCGCCACAGAGACCGCAAAAUACAACGUCAGAUCCGCCCUCUCCAAAACCCCCCAACACCGAUGGUCGGAAGCCCAAGAAGUUUGUGGAAGCCUUGUCUUCCACGAUACGAAAGGCAAAAACCCUGCGAAAGAAUCGGAAAGCGUCAGCUGUACCACGCCAAGUAUCACCCACACAGGAACAGCUACAACCUCUCAAGAUACCUAAGCAAAGGCGAGGAAGAGGCCGACCUGUUGCGACGGGCAAUCUACCUGUAUCUCCUCCGAUUCAACAGAAGGAGCAGCCUGCCCCCCGUUUCAUACACGGGCAGUGUGACGAUCCCUUCAACGACGGCGGUCUUUUGCCACCUGGCGGAGUAAAUCUCCAGUAUUAUGGCCAGGUCGCGCCGGAAACUCCAGUAGAAUCGCCUGGCGUGAAGAGCGAACCUAGUCAGAGUCAUUUCCAAUAUGAUGUAGCGUGGCAACAUCACCACCAUCACCACCAUCAACAACAACAACAACAGCAACAGCAACAGCAACAACAGCAUCAACAACAGCAGCAACAGCAACAACAACAGCAGCAACAGCAACAACAACAGCAGCAACAACAGCAGCAACAGCGGCAACAGCAACAGCAACAACACCAACACCAACAACAACAGCAGCAUCAGAUGCAUUGGGCAGGCAACGGAGGCGAAUACAUCACCAGCCAAGAGGCGGGUUGGUGGACACCAACUAUGAUGAGCCAAGGGACAAACGACUUUUCUCAUCACCAGAGGAGCGCCAGUGUUCAUGUAAUGGGACACGGUCAGCACACAGGGAUGCAUUAUGACUACGAAGCCAUUGCCGACACCAGCGCAGGUGGGCUCAUGAUUCACAUGCCUCAGCCUCGGGGCCCUCAAUCAGCUGUUGUCAAUGAUUUGACUGUCAACGCCCAGACAUUUCUUCCGCCGCUGCCUCCUCCUCCUCAGGCCGUAGGGCAGAAGAUGCCUGCCUCAGAAAGAUCUCACCGGCCCCCAAAGGCCAAGUCAUCCGGUGCAAGACACCUGUCUUGUUCUCCUGUGCGAAAGCAGCGAGGCCCAUCAUCUUCGCCGACUCCUGCGGAUCAGUCUGCUAUCCCUCGAUCUCGCCAUAGCUCAGGCGCGUCUGUGUCAUCUGUAAGGAGCAGCUCCGGCCGUCUCCCCGCCAGCAUGCCCGGCACCCCAUGCAGUGUUCGCAAGCGCCGCUCUCGAGAUAUAAGCGGUUCAAACAGUGCCACGUCUUUGGGUGGUGGCGAAGGCGUGGGCGGGAUCGGUUUCGUCAACUUUACACCAAAUGAUGGCAGUGUACUCAUGACAGGGGUUGCCCCCAGCGGAAGCUCCAAGACCAAGGCUCGCCGUGAAAAGGAAGCGCAGGAUCGACGCAGACGUCUUAGCGAGGCAGCUAUCAAAGCUGUGGCCGCCGCCGGGGGAGACGUCGACAAAUUAAUAGAGCAGGGCUUUGCUUUUUGA